Zonotrichia leucophrys gambelii is the source of this 2151-nucleotide messenger RNA. It is a transcript of the gene PPP1R16A, whose product is annotated as protein phosphatase 1 regulatory subunit 16A. The record is from RefSeq and is a predicted model, not a curated record. Gene Ontology annotation, molecular function: protein binding; myosin phosphatase regulator activity; enzyme inhibitor activity. Gene Ontology annotation, cellular component: cytoplasm. NCBI's taxonomy places the organism in Eukaryota, Metazoa, Chordata, Aves, Passeriformes, Passerellidae. The transcript has 11 exons. The coding region runs from base 347 to 1969 and encodes 540 amino acids.
GCGCGGUCGCCAUGGCGACGGCCCCGCCUGUGGCAGCGGCGGGCGCGGCCCGAGGGCGCGGCGGGGACAGCGAGGGGACAGCGAGGCGACAGCGCCGGAUUCCUCCCCGGCAUCUCCACAACGUGACAGAGCCGCCAUAACCCUGCAGAAAUUUGGGAAUUUUUUGGGCAAUUUUUGGUUCCACCACCAGGAGAUGCUCCCCAAACUUUGCUCCUACACAGCACAGAGGAUGGAGGCUUAGGGGGUGGUUUAUGGAGGGAUAAACCACCCCCUCCCCCACACCGGAGGCGGAUUUUGGGGUGAUGCCGCCGCUGUCCCCCCUCCCUGCCGCGGAUUUGGGGGCGCCAUGGCCGAGCACCGGGAGCUGGUGGCCGAGAUGGCGGCGGUGGCGCGGUUGGGCACGGCCGAGCGGCUCCGGCACGCGCAGCGGCGCCGCGCCCUGCAGCUGCAGGCCUGGGCACGCGCCCAGCGGGAAACGCCGGCAACGCCCCGAGGAGGAGGAGGAGGAGGAGGAGGAGGGGAGAGGAAGAGCAGGAGGAGGAGGAAGAGGGUGACGUUCCCGGCCAGCGUGCGGCUCCUGGAGGCGGCGGCGCGGCACGACGCCGAGGAAGUCCGGCAGUUCCUGGAGAGCGGGAUCAGCCCCGACCUGUGCAACGAGGACGGGCUGACGGCGCUGCACCAGAGCUGCAUCGACGACUCCCUGCCCCUGGUCCGGCUCCUCCUGGACUCGGGCGCCGACGCCAACGCGCGGGACGCGGAGCUCUGGACGCCGCUGCACGCGGCUGCCACCUGCGGCCACCUGCGCCUGGUGCAGCUGCUCGUCCAGCGCGGCGCCGACCUGCUGGCGCUGAACUCGGACGGGAACAUGCCCUACGACCUGUGCGAGGACGAGGCCACGCUGGAGUGCCUGGAGAGCGCCAUGGCACAGCAGGGGAUCACGCAGGAGCGCAUCGAGGAGGCGCGGGCGGCCACGGAGCGAGCCAUGGUCACCGAGAUCCGCCAGCUCAUCCGCGACGGCGAGGAGCUGGACACGCCCCGGGGACAGCACGGGGGCACCCUGCUGCACGUGGCAGCCGCCCACGGGUUCCUGGAGGCGGCCGAGCUGCUGCUGGAGCACCGCGCCCGCCCCGACGUGUGCGACGCCGACGGGUGGCAGCCCCUGCACGCCGCCGCCUGCUGGGGACAGGUGCCGCUGGCGGAGCUGCUGGUGGCGCACGGCGCCGAGCUCGGCGCCAAAUCGCUGCUGGAUGAGACGCCCCUGGAUGUGUGCGGGGACGAGGAGGUGCGGGCCAAGCUGCUGGAGCUGAAGCACAAGCGGGCGGCCGUGCUGAAAUGCCAGGAGAGGCACAAGGGGCUGCUGCAGAGGAGAACGUCCAGCGCCGGCAGCCGCGGGAAGGUGGUUCGCCGCGCCAGCCUGUCGGAGCGCUCGAGCCGCUACCGCCGGGAGCUGCAGCGCGAGGCCAUCGUCUGGGGACACCUCGGGGACAGCGAGGACGACGACAGGGCCACCACCGAUGGCACCGCCACCACCGGUGUCACCACGGCCACCACUGGUGUCACCACGGGCACCGCCGAGACGCGGCCACCGCUGCCACCGGCCGGGCACCGCGGAGGGGCCGCGGAGCCGCCCCCGCUGUCCCCUCACCCCAACGGCUCCGCGCUGUCCCCGCUGUCCCCGCUGUCCCCUCGCUCGGGUGACAAAAGCCACCCGCACACCCUGGCCGACCUCAAACGGCACCGGGCGGCCGCCAAAAACCCCAAAAACGACCCCAAAAACGACCCCAAAAACCCCGAAAUGUCGCUCGGGGACACCCCUGGGGACAUCGGGGACACCCUUGGGGACAUUGGGGACACCCUCGGGGACACCCUUGGGGACAUCGCGGACAUGGCGGAGCCGCCGCUGCUGCGUUUGACGGCGCCGCCGCCCGAGGCGCCCUCGGGGAAGCGGCGCUGCUGCCGCCUGAUGUGACCGAACCGAACCCGGGGUCACCCCGCGGUUUGGGGGUGUCCCCUCGGUGUCACUCGGUGUCCCCAAAAACGGGAAUUUUUGGUUUUUUUUGUUUUUUUUUUUUUUUUCUUUGUCGCUUUUUUUGUCCCCCCGAAAAAAAGAAAAAAAAAACCCCAAAAAUGGGGACGAGGAACAAAACGGGG